Gloeophyllum trabeum ATCC 11539 is the source of this 504-nucleotide messenger RNA. RefSeq lists its product as uncharacterized. The record is from RefSeq and is a predicted model, not a curated record. Bases 1 to 504 code for a protein of 167 amino acids. The transcript has 2 exons. Lineage: Eukaryota; Fungi; Basidiomycota; Agaricomycetes; Gloeophyllales; Gloeophyllaceae.
AUGUCCGCGCUCGUGCUGCCCGCAAAGUGGGCACGGAAAUCCAACGCAGAGGACCUGCGCCAGAUCGUUUGCGACCAUGACUCCUCUGCUGAUGAGGAGAUGGAGAUGGAAAUCGGGGAGGGCGCUUCGGAGACGGCGAGCGACAUUUUCGACACAGAAAUCGAGUACCCUAGCAGUGAUGAUGACGAGCAUGGGGAGGACAUGGAGAUCAUCCACAGUGGUAUCCAAACGGAGAAGGAGGUUCUUGGAGAGGUAAAUCACUACUCGGAUCUGGCAUCCGACGAGGAAGAGGACGCCGGGAUGGAGGAGUCGGACGUGGACGAUGCAUCUUCCGCGUACGACGGCGAUAUCGAAGACAACGACGCGUUGUCUUCAGCCUUUGAGGGCAACGCUGCCAAUGAGAUGCCCCGUCGCGAGUCGCUCCGGUCUCGAACUCCUAUAAACGAACAUGAAGUAGCGCAACCAGGAGUCGCGUCAAUGUCCAUUGAAAAGGGCACAAGAUGA